This is a messenger RNA of Hydatigera taeniaeformis, 426 nucleotides long. The record is from the annotation of a GenBank genome assembly. NCBI's taxonomy places the organism in Eukaryota, Metazoa, Platyhelminthes, Cestoda, Cyclophyllidea, Taeniidae.
GGUUUGGAUGAUCCUCUUUUGCUAGAUGAGGCUCUCACCUUCAGCGAAUUCUUCGGCCAAUUUCGAAGGGUGUGCAUAGCUGCCACGGAGGAGUGUCCAUUGCAUCGCGAUACCUCCUGGGAGGGAUCUAUGGCUCGUGGCUCCCUCGACGAGACCCUUCACAUCUGCAAUGAAAGUGGUCAAACCGCAGAUGAUAGUAGAGAGGCUGACAGUGGUGUUGGAAACCGACUCACCUUUCCAUUGGAUCACGUUGUCGACCCCUCACAUGAGGAUGUUCCAACGUUCAGCUGUCUUAACAUUUGGCUCCAAUUUUUCGUCAUCCACACAGCUAUUCUUGCCUUUGGGAUUCCACCGAAGACUUGGAGAGGUGAAGUCCAAGCUCAUCCAGUUCAACUGCUGCCUGAUUCGGUAAUUGUAUUUGAGUAG